AUGAUGGAUACUAGUCGGUGGUUUCGUGAUUUGGUCGCUUGUAGGAAAUAUCCCACAUUUAACGCAUUUCAGCAAUGUCUUCGAGCUUUUCAAGAGUUCUCGAGCCUUCCUGUGAAUUGCUUGUAUAGAACUCCCAAGAUAGGGUGUAAUUCUAUCAUAGUUUUACGCGCCGAAAAUAAUCUACUGCGUGUUGUUCGGUUCGAUAUGCGUCAUUGCCAUGUAGUCGGUCGCGAAUAUGUUGAAUGCUUGCCGAUGCCUCCAAGAAAAUGCUUAAAAUCGCUGGAACCCAACCAUCCACUUGAAAACUCCAGUUCAGUAGGUUCAGCCCCGGAUGAGCCCUUGGUACCGCGAUCCAGGUCCUCUCUCACCCGCGAAGAAAAGUUUGAAAUAAUCUCACCACAUCUCAAUCACCUUGCAGAUUUUGUUUGCAACCGUGAUGACGUUCAUUUCUAUCGCACCUUGGAGGUGAUUCAGUCCAUAUACGAGGAUUGGGACGACCUACCUUCGCGACAACGGCUGAUCGCUCUUGAUCCUCAGGAGCAUAGCAAUAAUAGUUUGUCCGGAGGUCGUAUCGAUGUUGUUUCAGCGUAA
Mesocestoides corti is the source of this 591-nucleotide messenger RNA. The record is from the annotation of a GenBank genome assembly. NCBI's taxonomy places the organism in Eukaryota, Metazoa, Platyhelminthes, Cestoda, Cyclophyllidea, Mesocestoididae.